Moesziomyces aphidis is the source of this 2445-nucleotide messenger RNA. The record is from the annotation of a GenBank genome assembly. Lineage: Eukaryota; Fungi; Basidiomycota; Ustilaginomycetes; Ustilaginales; Ustilaginaceae.
AUGCCGUCCGCACUCUAUCUCAUACCGAGGGGAGGAAGCUCGCUGUCCUUGCCCUCCAGAACGCUCGCCGAAGAUGAGCUCGACCUCGACCUCGACCUCGACCUCCAGGCGCCAUCGUCGUCUAUGCGCCAGCAUCUCGACGCAGAGGCGCUGCCACAGCCUGACUUCUUUGAGAAUCUAGACGAGUUGCAUCUCUGGUAUCAGAUGCGACAUGCUGAAGUGCUCCAUGAUCACUUGGAGCCAAGCAAAAACCACAGCGGUCCUCCUACGCAUCCUGCCUCGACUGCCACCGCCCAGCCAAAGCCAAGGCCAAAGCUUGUUGUGUGCCACGACUUCCAAGGAGGCUACAUCGAGGAUCCCCGCCAGCAAGGCUACUCGCUCGAGCAUCUGCAUCUCGUCGACACGUUCAUCUACUUCUCCCACAAGCGCGUCAGCAUCCCGCCCGUCGGCUGGCUCCAUGCAUGCCGACGCACAGGAACCAAGGUUCUGGGCACUCUCAUCUUCGAGUGGGCCGAGAGCGCGCCCGACCUAGCUCGGCUUCUCCGAGGUCCCGAGCGCAAGGCGAUGCCGCUGCACGGGCAGGUGAGCUUCUCGCAGCAAUACGCAGUGGAGCUUAUCGAGCUCGCGCUCCAGCGCGGCUUCUCGGGCUACCUGGUCAACAUCGAGGUGGCGCUCGAUCUCGGCUUCAGCUGCUCUGGCGAACCCUGGCCUGCAUGGGUCGGGCAGCAGGCGAGGGGGGGCGAGAUGUACCAGAAUGCAGAGCGGCUGCGCGCCUGGGUCCACUUCCUGCGCGAGGAAGGCACGCGGCGAUUCACGCAGGCCGGAAAGCGAGCCGACGAAUGGGAGGUCAUGUGGUACGACUCGGUCGUCUAUCCGCACGGACAGCUCGCUUGGCAAGACGCGCUGAACGAGUACAACAUCGACUUCUUCCUGUCCGCCCACACGUUCUUCACCAACUAUACGUGGGCACGACCGCCACAGCCGCUUCCACCAGGCGAGCUCGUCGACGCGAACGACGAGAGUCCACAGACGCUGCAGCUGCGCGGACACACGCUAACGGGCCCGGAAGCUGGCGGAUACCAUCCGCAACUGCUUCUGUCGGCAGCGAUGGCAGACAGCGUCGAGCGCGCGCGCACCCAUGUGUACGUCGGCAUCGACGUGUUUGGCCGCAAUUGCUGGGGCGGCACCAAGGCGUGGCGAUCGCUCGACAUGAUCGGUCCGCAUCGCUCCGAGGAAGGAGCACUGCAGCUCAGCGUGGCGCUGUUCGCACCGGGAUGGACGUGGGAGGACCAAGAUGCAGGUCAAACACUGCCGCCCGCGCAGCAGUCGAUUCAGCGCAAAUGGUCCGACUGGUGGCAUAUCGAUCUUGCCUUUUGGAUCGGCAUGCCGCGUCCGCUCACGCCUACAACCCACCGGAUCACCCUCGCCGAGCACGACGUCAAGCCGGUGCAGCUCUACUUUGGGGGUGCCAACCUGGAGAAAGCCCGACUGGAGCGCCGCGCGAGUACACACGGCUUCUAUACCGACUUUGGCUUCGGCUCGGGCACGCGCUGGUUUGACCGCAGCGAGGUCGUGCACGAGUGGCCCGCCGGAUUCACCGACAUGGGCGUGUGCAUGCCCAAGCCCGACCUGCUGUUCGCGAGGUGGCAUCAGUACAAGCAGGAAGCAAGCCGGCUCGGGCCGCAAGAUUUGACAUGGGCGUUUGAUCAGGAGCGCGCAUGGACUGGAACGACGUCGUUGGUUGUAGCCAUGACGCCCGCGGACGAUACAGUGCGGGCCACGACCGAGGUGCCACUGUGCUCUGCUGUGGUUGAGUGCAGGGCGAACCAGUGGACCGAAUGGCGGUGUACCAUCGUUGUCGAUAGUCAGUCGUCUGCGGCUGACCAAGUCUCUCCUGUUGUCAGCACGCUGGGUUGGGGAUCUGCAGAGGUGAUACAGCGCAACGUGGAGCGGACCAAGCUUGAACACGGCUGGCACGCUGUGUCUAUUCUUGUCCGCAUCCGCGCCGACGAUGCCGCACCCGUAGCGCUGAGUCUCGGGCUAUCGCUGCAGGCGGGCACGUCGAUGGUGCGCGUGGGAGCGGUGCAGCUCUCGCGCGACGCAUCUGAGCAGCCGGCUGGUGAGCUCCAAGUCCACCCCGCUAUGGGCGAUUUUGAGUCGGCAGGAGACGAGACGGCAAGACUGCAGCCUGCUACGCUCGUGUGGGCAACAGGCCAAGGCAACGAGUCGCAGCUGUGCAAUGUGUGGAUCCAGGCGGUGGGUCAGCCCGACGCUCGAUGCUGGCUCGGCACGUCGACGCGCGAAGCAAGCACCUCAGAAUUUUGCAUUGCCCAGCCGCUGGCUCUGCCUCCCCAUCUUACCAACACCCUACUUGAGUUCAUCGUCACUACGCCCGGCGUAGACUACACCGUCAUUGCGCGUGGCCCCGCUCACCUUUUGCCCUAG